This is a messenger RNA of Chaetomium globosum CBS 148.51, 2520 nucleotides long. RefSeq lists its product as uncharacterized. Bases 1 to 2520 code for a protein of 839 amino acids. The record is from RefSeq and is a predicted model, not a curated record. Lineage: Eukaryota; Fungi; Ascomycota; Sordariomycetes; Sordariales; Chaetomiaceae. The transcript is spliced from 2 exons.
AUGCUUCGCUGCCUUCUCGCCACCAAUACAUACUCAACCAUGCAAUCCGAAUUCGACCGAGUUCCCGCCUUCGAUGACUCCUUUUCUCAACAAUUACCUUUCAUGAUGGCCGACUUGACCUCCUUUCUCAUCCAUCCUUCUCAGUCUUCCACUCACCCUGACGCUUCCCUCAUGGCCGGGCAACCACUUGUCUUUGGCCAGGACGGCUUCCCUGCAAGUCUCAUGAGCUUGCAGGCACAGGGGAACCCACAUUCCAGCGGUGCCACACACAUCUCGCCAGCCCUUUUGACUUUUCCCUCCCACACUCCCUCCGCCGGCACGUCAACCGCUUUUCCAUCAAUCAGCUGUGUUUCCCAAUUGUUUCCUGUUGGUGACAUCAGUACGGUCAACUUUCUCGAUGUUGCUCACAACACCGGUGGGGCUUUGUUGAAUGCUGAAGUGGUUGAUUCUACCAUCACCAGUGCACCCAUGGAGUUUCUGCGCCCUCGUGAAUGUUUUCACGGCAGCCCGCGGCCCUCACUUCCGCUCAUUGAUAGUUCAGUCGCUCCCCGUCCCAAUUCACAAGUCUCAAUCGAUGCAGCCCCGAUUACAGCCGCUCCCCAAGCUACGAAGCAACAGGGGCGCGCCCGUCAGCUCGACCCGAGGGUCCCCCGGCCUCCAGCGGCAAGAAAGACGAAAGAGCGUAGAGCUGGUGCGACACAACCAUCCUCGAGCCACCCGCACGCGGCGAGCAAACAAGCUCGAAUCGACUGGACUAAGUGGACAGAGACCAUCACCCACUUCUACCUUGUCGAAAACCAUACGGCGAAGGAAGUUUCGUUCGAGAUGUGGGCUUUGUAUGGGGAACAGGUUGCACCGAGAACCUUGUUUGGACGUUUUAUCAAGAACCAGAGAAGCGACGAGGAAGUUGAGCCCCAAAAGCGUGUGCGAGCGGCAGGAUCCCUGAACCACGCAAAGGGGGCCCUCUCUGCCUUUCUUUUCACCGCCAACAAACGGUUAAUCGCAAAGUUGCGUCAAGCUCGUAUCAGUCCCAGGCCAUCUAGGGAAAAGGAGCCAUACGCUUGCCAGCACGCCAUGCUCCAUGCCAUCGACUGCCUUGUCAAGAAAUCCUUCGACACAUCCAGGUCAAACGCAGCCGCGACUUUAACCGCUGAGGGUUGCUCGCCCUCGUGGCAGCUGGUGUCCGACAAGUGCGACGGCCUCGUGGCAGUCAUUUCUGGCCAAGCACCGCUGGGCAGCAAGAUACUUUUCCUUCUGGGCCAACUGCGCCAGGCGCUCGACCGCGCGGUUUCCACCGCUCACCAGGAUCCAGGAUUCCCGAUUAUGAUCUGGCGAACCUGUAUGACCCUGCUAAGGGUGCGGUUUCCCGGCCGGACGAGUGCCAACCGUUCCAUCUUCCUCCGGGUGUUCCUCCAUUGGCUGAGAAGCUCGUUUCUGGCCACGCUGAAAAACCCAGCAGACAAUUUGCUUACUUUGGUCGAGUGUUUAAUCCGCGUGAUGAAUUCUUCGGAACCGUACCAUUUCAUUGCGACACUUGGCAUGGGCUGCGGGAAGACGAUGGACAUGGUCGCGGGGAUGGUUGGCCAUGACCAUCCCGUGUUGCUAACCAUGGGAACCUCGUGUGCCAGGUACUGGAAGAGGGAUUUCUCCAUCAACCGCAACCAGUUUGAGAGGCAGUACAAGCCACUGGUGGAUCGAGUCGUCAAGAGCCUCCGGCCUACGCGGGCAGAUAUUGCCGCGCUCCACGCCUACACGCAAAUCCAAGCCGACAGCAAGGCGGAGACAACUGCUUGGUAUGCGGCGCACUUGCGGAUUCACACGCUGGACUCUUGUCGCACGACUUUGGAGCGGAGGUCUUUAAGAUAUGGCCAAGCCGCCCGCGGGCUGGCUUUCUCGAGCGAACUUCUCGUUGUCUGCCAGCUGGACCCAGUAAUGGGCAAAGCCGACGGCGGAUUUGACCGAAACAAGUUUGGGGACGCGCUCCAAGCUGUGACGGAGACGAUCGAGGUCCUGCGCCAGGGCAAUCUAGACUGCCUGGUGAGCGCUGCCCACCUUUCUAAGCGGCUGUCCAUCUGGUACAAGUCGUACUACCCCGGGGACACGAUUAAGAGCAAAAGUCACCGCCUUAAGGGUUCACAGACCACAGACGAAAAGAAACGGACGGCCGCAAUCAUGGCCCAGAUUGGGGAGCCGCCGGUUGCGCUUCCCAAGUUCCGUGACCCUAAGCACAGGCCCAACACGCGGUGGCGCCGGAAGAGACUGGCCGACCACCAGUUUGUCCUGUCGGAAACCGCAGCGGAGGGCCGGAUUCAGGACGCCAAUAGCGUGGACUACAAGAGUCUGUCUCCCGGCGACGAGCGGAGGCAGAAGACCAAGACGCCAAUCCAGGCCGAGGCAGAGCAAGUGCCCUGGAUCCGCCGGAGGUGUUGGCAUUGCACAGAGACGUUCCCGUCGCGCACCGCCCUGUUCCGGCAUACUAACAAGGGCUGUGCUGAGCGGCAUCCGUGGGCCAUGGACUAG